AUGGCAGAUCUACCCAAGGAUCGAGUCGACGGCUAUCGGGUCUUUGGAGUGACUGGAGUCGACUUUUGCGGACCCUUCUUUUACAAGCCUGAGUCACGAAACAAGGCGCCUGUGAAAUGCUACGUUUGUGUGUUUAUUUGUUUUGCUACGAAGGCUAUUUGGUUGGAGUUAGUCAAGGAUUUAACUACCGCGGCAUUUUUGCAUGCACUUCAACGUUUCAUAUGCACCAGAGGAAAGCCAAGUCAAAUCUGGUCGGAUAACGCCACAAACUUUCUUGGUGCCCGCAAUCAGCUUCAGGAGUUGAAGCGUCUAUUUCUGUCAGACACCCACCAGAAGGCUGUGAAGGAUUUCUGUUUGGCAGACUCAAUCGAAUGGCAUUUCAUCCCUCCACGAUCACCUCACUUUGGUGGCUUGUGGGAGGCUGCAGUGAAGACAGCGAAGCAUCAUUUUUACCGAUGUGUUGGGUCCUCCGUCCUAACUUACGAUGAGCUUCGCACACUGGUUUGCAACAUCGCUGCUGUCGUUAAUUCACGCCCUUUAGUUUCGAUUUCAGAGCACCCAUCAGACAUAGACGUGUUGACUCCUGCGCAUUUCAUCAACGGUGGCCCUCCUUCGUCCUUCAGUGAGCCAAACCUGACAGGGCUCAAUUUUAAUCGUUUGGAUGCUUGGCAGCGCGUAAGCUAUCUCCAGCAGGUGUUCUGGACUCGUUGGCGGGACGAAUAUCUCAACUUGUUACAACAGCGAGCGAAAUGGAGAACUUCCAAACCUGGCUUGGCUGUUGGCAACAUAGUUCUUGUGAAGGAUGAGAAUCUACCUUCACUUAAGUGGCCACUAGCCAGAAUAAUCGAACUUAUCCCUGGAAGUGAUGGCGUUGCACGGGUAGCCCUACUAAAAACAGAAGCUGGCGAGAUAAGAAGAGCUACAAAUAAGCUGUGCUUGCUGCCCCUUAAGGAUUCUGUUGAAGACUAA
This is a messenger RNA of Drosophila mojavensis, 969 nucleotides long. RefSeq lists its product as uncharacterized. Gene Ontology annotation, biological process: DNA integration. The record is from RefSeq and is a predicted model, not a curated record. The transcript has a single exon. Gene Ontology annotation, molecular function: nucleic acid binding. Bases 1 to 969 code for a protein of 322 amino acids. Lineage: Eukaryota; Metazoa; Arthropoda; Insecta; Diptera; Drosophilidae.